Molecule: messenger RNA, 898 nt
Organism: Cladocopium goreaui
Lineage: Eukaryota; Dinophyceae; Suessiales; Symbiodiniaceae
Source: the annotation of a GenBank genome assembly
UCUCGAGUAAUGCUUCUCUGCAAAGCCAUGCCGAUUCUUCGAUGCGGCUGACGUUUUCACCAUGUUGGAGAUCAAAUGUCAAGGCGCUAACUUGACGCGUUUCUUCACCAUUUGGGCCAGCCAAUCUCCCUGGGCGGAGGUGUUGCAGGAGGGACACUGUGUGGGCCGGACGCGACCGCAUCAAGGUGGAGACAAGAAUCCCAGAUGGGACGAUCCGCCAUUCGUGUUGGACCCAUCCAGAGGGCAGCAGCUGGUUUUUCGAGUGCUCAUUCCGUCCAGUUCAGUAAUGGGCCACAAGGAUGUACUAUGUGGAGAAGGCACGCUGGCUGUGCCGGAGCUCAUGCGGCAGCAGCAGCAGUUUGUGCUGCCGCUGCACAAGGGAGGCGAUCCAACUGGAUUCCUCAGCUUUCAGUGGCGGAUUCUUCGCGACACCCGGGAGGCGCCCUCCCGGCAGCCCCAGCCGGAGCGGCUCAAACGGCCAGAGCGAGCCCAUGGUCACCCAGGUCACAAUGCCCCGGCUGCAGCGCAUCCAGCUGGCUACCCGCAUCAGAUGGCGCCGCCGCAUCCGGCAGCCGCGCCAGCGCCCGCGCCGCCAGCGCCCGCGCAGGCGCCGGUGCGGCCGCAGCUGCCGCAGCAAGUGAUGCAAGCGGAUCAGCACUCGAGGUUGGGUCUCAGUGAGCGUGGGCGUCACGAAGCCAAUCGUUUGAUGAGCAAAGAUUCGCUGAGAUCGGCAGCCUUGAGGCCCUUCAAUCGGCCGGAAAUGCUGGGGCGCUCCCAGUGGCGGCCUUGGAGUCGGCGAAAGGAUGGGAAGCUGUCCUUUUGGGAGUUCAAAGAUGCUUUCCUGAAACUUCAAGAGGACCCACCGCUGAAUGGGCGUGGAAGCUUUGACACCUUGUAG